Molecule: messenger RNA, 2615 nt
Organism: Tachyglossus aculeatus (Australian echidna)
Lineage: Eukaryota; Metazoa; Chordata; Mammalia; Monotremata; Tachyglossidae
Gene: GNB5
Product: G protein subunit beta 5
Exons: 11
Coding region: 45-1106 (353 amino acids)
Biological process (GO): G protein-coupled dopamine receptor signaling pathway; G protein-coupled receptor signaling pathway
Cellular component (GO): cytoplasm; heterotrimeric G-protein complex
Molecular function (GO): signaling receptor complex adaptor activity; protein binding
Source: RefSeq, a predicted model, not a curated record
GCCCCGAUCCCCCGGGCCAGCCCUGCUCUCCCCCUGGCGCGCAGAUGGCCACCGAGGGGCUGCACGAAGGGGAGACCCUGGCGUCGCUGAAGAGCGAGGCCGACAGCCUGAAGGGCAAGCUGGAGGAGGAGCGGGCCAAGCUGCACGACGUGGAGCUUCAUCAGGUGGCUGAGAGAGUGGAAGCUCUGGGCCAGUUCGUGAUGAAGACGAGAAGGACGCUCAAAGGCCACGGCAACAAAGUUCUGUGCAUGGACUGGUGCAAGGAUAAGAGGAGAAUUGUGAGCUCUUCCCAGGAUGGGAAGGUGAUUGUGUGGGACUCCUUCACGACUAACAAGGAACACGCAGUCACGAUGCCCUGCACCUGGGUGAUGGCCUGUGCAUAUGCCCCAUCUGGAUGUGCCAUUGCCUGUGGUGGCUUGGACAAUAAGUGUUCAGUGUAUCCCCUUACGUUUGACAAAAAUGAAAAUAUGGCUGCAAAAAAGAAGUCAGUCGCCAUGCACACCAACUACCUGUCGGCGUGUAGUUUCACAAACUCGGAUAUGCAGAUCCUGACGGCCAGUGGGGACGGGACCUGUGCUCUGUGGGAUGUGGAGAGCGGGCAGCUGCUGCAGAGUUUCCACGGACACGGGGCGGAUGUUCUGUGCCUGGACUUAGCACCUUCGGAGACUGGAAACACCUUUGUAUCAGGGGGGUGUGACAAGAAAGCCAUGGUUUGGGAUAUGCGGUCCGGGCAGUGCAUCCAGUCAUUCGAAACCCACGAGUCCGAUAUCAACAGUGUCAGAUACUACCCAAGCGGAGACGCCUUCGCUUCCGGCUCAGAUGACGCCACGUGUCGUCUUUACGAUCUGCGGGCCGACCGCGAAGUCGCCAUCUACUCCAAGGAGAGCAUCAUAUUUGGAGCGUCCAGUGUGGAUUUCUCCCUCAGUGGUCGUUUGCUCUUCUCCGGCUACAACGAUUACACUAUCAAUGUGUGGGAUGUUCUGAAAGGGGCCCGGGUUUCCAUCCUGUUUGGACACGAGAAUCGCGUGAGCACCUUACGCGUUUCACCCGAUGGGACGGCUUUCUGCUCGGGAUCCUGGGACCACACUCUCAGAAUCUGGGCAUAAUCUGCUAUGUCCCUGCUAGAUGCAAGUUAAUAGUGGAAUCUUGGACUACAUGGAAUAGCUGAAUCAGAAAAUGGGAUCUGACUUUAAAGAGGAUUUAAAAAGGUUUUAUUGUUUCAGCCUACUGAAAAAAACUUGGGAGCUGAAAGUUCAUUCACUUUCUUAGUAUGCUAUCAAAUGUUGUGAUGGAAAAUGCAACCCCUACGGAGACCAUAUUAUAAGCAUUUAAGUCACAGCAAACAUCACCCUCUAGGAAAAUGUUUUUAAUCUUAAUUUUAAGAUCACUUUUAUUAGAAGUGCUUUAGAUAAUUAUGAAAUCAGGGUUUUCUCUGAAGUCACCUAUCCAACAGAAUGCAUUCCUUACCAGGCAGUCUGCACUGUAUUGUUUGCAUGAGUCAAAUUCUUUCCUAAGGUGGAGUAAUCUGUCGGGGAUCAGUUUCACCCAAGGCAGCCUGACUUCUGGAAAGUUCCUCUCUCGACGAUGAAUUUUGAUGUAGCGUGUUAGAAGGCUGGUUUGGGGGGAAGUCCUGACCAAAAGCAAUUCCACACUGACCGUUCAGUAUCCAGUUAAAGAAAAAGGUCCAGCACUAAGGCAACUCGUUGCUAUUAAACCCUGUUUUCCCUGGCUUUUUGCAAUCACUGAAUGUAAAUAAGAGAGCAGCAGGUCACGGAAGCUGGGGAAUAGGCUGCUCUGUGGUGAGGUAAUAGCUCUACUUUGUGGGAAUUUUUUGUCCUUUGGCUUGGCAAGUCCAACUCCUUUCAUUUGAGGAAAUACUUCCUGUUGAGCACAGGUGUGUUUGUGGUGCAAAUUCCACAGCCCCACACAAAUAUUCAACAGCUUUCUCUGAAGAGAGUCAGGACAGAGGACUUCUGGGGAAGCUGGUAGGACGCUCAUGUUUGGGUGGAUAUUAUUGAGUGAACAAAAUGUUUUUUGCCCCGAUGAAUCAGCCAGUUGUAUUAAAAUAUUUAUUGAGCUGGAAGUGUGACAUUUUACUUGAAACACAUGAAUAUCGGAUAAGUGUUUCAUCAUCUAACUGAAGGAAAACUAACUAACAGGAAGGUAAAUACCUUAAAAAAUCAAUUGGGAAGCAAUCCUUUGCUUGAGGUUUGAGUGAUGACCUGGAAGAAGGGAAGAAAAUGCCUCAUUUGGUACUGCUGUUGAUUUAGUGUAGGCUAUGUGCUCCAGCAAAGUUUCCGUGAAAACAGGGAGAUUCUCCAGGCACGGAACUUUGUGAAAACAAGAUCGGCUGCCAAGAACAUUAAAAAAUUAGAGCUGGGGCUUCAGGGAGGACAGGUUUGUGCUGGUGGAGAGUCGCAUGGGGUCCGUGGCAGCCAGCUUGGAUGCCCCUCGGAAACAAUGCCCAGAGCAACGCCCUAGCUGAGUCCUGGAGCCUCUGCCAUUUCUCUGCCGCUUCCAGAGCUGUGCCUGUGCCCUGGUCGACUUGGGCUGGCACAGCCGGGGAGCUGGGAUCAAUCAAUCAAUCAAUCAAUCGUAUUUAUUGAGCGCUUACU